Molecule: messenger RNA, 2246 nt
Organism: Glossina fuscipes
Lineage: Eukaryota; Metazoa; Arthropoda; Insecta; Diptera; Glossinidae
Product: facilitated trehalose transporter Tret1-2 homolog
Exons: 5
Coding region: 497-2038 (513 amino acids)
Biological process (GO): transmembrane transport; carbohydrate transport
Cellular component (GO): membrane
Molecular function (GO): sugar transmembrane transporter activity
Source: RefSeq, a predicted model, not a curated record
GUCUACUAAUUUCCAUAUUAAGAAAGCAGUUGAGCCGGUUGGUCUUUUAAUGCCAUAUGUCUCUAUAUAGAUAUCUUGGAGUUUCUCUAAAGUGUGUUAGAAACAUUUAGAGUUAGAAGUGAGCAGCAUUUCAUUCACUGAUAAUACGGGUUAUAUUUCAUGUAGAUGUUAGUGCUUUUUUUUUCUCUUUUGUUGUUUAAGUUGAACCACUUGUCUCUUCGCAUGUGUCGUGACGUUGUUUACUAUUGUUGCUGAUAUUUACUUUUAGCUGUUAAUCGUGUCAUGAAUUUUUCAACAAAUUAAAUCAUUUCGAAAAAAUUUGUAUUCUUUUAAAUCAUUCUGUUUUUCAAUAUUAACAAAGCAAAUAAUUGUUACUAAAUGCAAAUAAAUAGUUUGUCGGUGAUCUGUAAUUUGAUGAGAUGAAGCUGAUGACGAUGCUCAUGAUGAUAACGAUUAUGAGUAUAAUGAUUCAGCUAAGUGUUCAUUGGCUUUCAUAAUGGCAGGUAGUGGCCCAAAUAAGGAAGAAUUUCAAGCGCUGCACAAUGACGAAACAAAAGCGCGUAUUGCAUCAAAUUUAAAUCAUCCAUAUGAACCUAAGCCGUUAGGUGAGCAAUCACGAGCCUUAAACCGUCAAACAAUUAUGGUUAUUAUCGGUAAUUUGGGCGUUAUGUCUAUCGGUAUGGGUCUUGGUUUGCCAACAGUAACACAGAGGCCUAUGACAGAUACCACCGAGCAGGUCUACUUAACACAGUCGCAGUUUACAUGGUUCGCUUCUCUUAAUUUAUUGGCGGCCCCCUUAGGUGGAUUAUUGUCGGGAGUUCUAUUGGAUAAACUAGGACGCAAAUGUACCAUAUAUUGCUUAAAUAUUUUAGGUUUAACCUCUUGGAUUCUAUUAGCCGUAGCCAGUAAAGAAGAUAAUGAUAUUAUGUUUCUUCAAUUAAUGGCGUCAAGAUUUUUAGUUGGUGUUACUCAUGGCUUAUCCAGCGCACCGGUGGGCGUUUAUUCUGCAGAGAUUAGCACGCCUAAGAUACGAGGCCGUUUAAUUUUGGGAACCUCAAUCUCGGUAUCACUGGGUAUUACGGUGAUUUACGUCUUGGGCUAUUUCAUACGUACCGAUUGGCGCUUAAUAGGAUGGAUAUGCACCGGCUUCCAAGUGUUGGCAUUAAUGAGCGUUCUACCCAUGCCAGAGUCACCGAAUUGGCUGAUAUCGAAAGGCCGUUUGCAGGAGGCACGUAAAUCUUUAAACUACUUUAGAGGCUUGGAUAAGAAAGCGACUAUCACACAUCCCGAAGUAUUGGCCGAAUUCAAUGUAUUGCAGAAGAAUAUUCAUUUGGCAGAAGGUCAAAAAAUGCCUUCAUUUUGGAAGUCUUUACGUUUGCCGGAGGUUUACAAACCUCUCCUAAUACUAAUCGGAAUGUUCACCUUUCAGCAAUUAACCGGCAUUUUUGUUAUCAUAGUAUAUGCGGUACAAAUUUCCGUAGAAGCGGGAGUCACAAUGGACCCUUUUAUGUGUGCAGUUCUGAUUGGGUUAGCUCGUUUAAUAACCACUUGCCCCAUGGCGUAUUUGUUGGAAAAGUGGGGUCGCCGUCGUGCUGGUAUAAUCUCCGCCGCUGGCAUGACUGUUUGUAUGAUUUUGUUAGCGGCACAAAGCUAUCUUCGUGUUAUACCAUUUCUGCCUGUCAUUGCCAUAGUAUCGUUUAUCGUUUUAAGUACUUUAGGUAUAUUCACUUUACCCUUCUUCAUGAUAUCCGAGUUAUUCCCUCAACAUGUCAGGGGUCGUGCUUCGGGCCUGACAGUAGCUUUCGGUUUAUUGGCGGCAUUUUUCUGCACUAAAACCUAUCCCGGAAUGAAAGAUGCCAUUGGAAAUGAGUAUUGCUUUGUAGUAUACGGUGCAGUCUCAUUUGCGGCUAUGAUUUUUGUAUAUCUCGUAUUGCCGGAGACGAGACGCCGAACUCUCUUUGAAAUUGAAGAGCAGUUUAGAAUGAAAAAACCCCUUAAACCCACUCAAGUUGAAAUGCGUGAGAUUUGUAUAAAGUAAACGAAAUUAAUGGAAUGAUUUACGCAAGAAAUUAUAGUCGUUAGGGAAAUAAAGUUAGUGAAUUUAUUUUAUCUUAGACUGUGAUAAAUUUUACGAAUUAAAUAUUAAUAUUUAUCUUUAAAUUUCACAGAGUUCAAAUUGUGUAGAAUUAAAAGCUCAUUAUAUGAUUAUCUAAGAAUAAUAAAUCUAAUGGAAAUAAAGUUGUGUU